Messenger RNA from Mizuhopecten yessoensis (Yesso scallop), 740 nucleotides. RefSeq lists its product as uncharacterized. The record is from RefSeq and is a predicted model, not a curated record. The transcript is spliced from 2 exons. The coding region runs from base 243 to 740 and encodes 165 amino acids. NCBI's taxonomy places the organism in Eukaryota, Metazoa, Mollusca, Bivalvia, Pectinida, Pectinidae.
CCCGGGACUGGCAGGGCAGAGCUUACCCGCUGUGUGUAGUACCACCACCCACUCGUGACGGGGCGGUCUGGGGACAGGAUGCGGCCGGGGUACAUAAGUUCCCUGCAUCAUGUCGCUGUGGUACAUAUGUAUACUAUUACCACCGGUGGAGACGAGUGUGCACUCCCGUAGCUGUGAUAGGCAGGCAGCGUUAAUCUACACACAGCGAGGAAAGGAGUGGACAAAAUGUACUUAGUCUUACUAUGGGCGACAGACCGACGUCAAUGUUGCUCUUCGUAGUGCUGGUGUUUGUCGCUAUCGUGCAGUCCUUGCCCCUGUCCGACAAACUGUAUGGGACCCACAAUGACCACGGCAAUCCGACAAACGCGGGGUCAACGAGCAAGGAUACCCCCGAUAAAUACCCACCAUCACCACCACCAUCACAUACACAUCAGGAAUUUGAUGACAAAGACACAAAACGGUACCCAAGUACUGGAGACCAAACCGUGGUAGAAGAGGUCCAGCAACAAGCAAAAGUCAAUAUUUCUCUGGACGGAAGUUUACGUAGUGAUUAUGAAAAGUCUAACGAUACAACUUUGGGCGAUAUUUCGGAUAUGUCGGAACACUCUCGUCACAGACGCUCUGGAAAUCCGUUUCAAAACAGUCACGUGAUUCCGUGUAGUUAUUCUGACAGACAUUACUGUCUCAACGCUGGCACGUGCGUUCUGGUGGCCGCGCUGGACAUCAAAACAUGCAGGUAA